Closterium sp. Yama58-4 is the source of this 2541-nucleotide messenger RNA. Lineage: Eukaryota; Viridiplantae; Streptophyta; Zygnematophyceae; Desmidiales; Closteriaceae. The record is from the annotation of a GenBank genome assembly.
AUGGCUGCUGUGCUAGAAGCAGCCGCAGCUGCAAGAGCAGUGGGUUUUUCUUCAAGCAGUAACUCAUCUGCUUCUAGUGCGGACGCUGCUUAUAAAGGAGCGGGCCCUGCGGCUUAUACGGAGGAUGAGAACCCGGCAAUGUGCGCUAAGCACGUGUGUGCUGAGGGCACGAUGCGUUGCGAGGCCACCGCCGCUGCCGCAACGGCUGGCAGUGCCUGGCGGAGCGACGGUGGUGCGACGGCAGCAGCGACUGCAUCCACCCAGACCCUGCGAGCAACAACAGCAGCAGCAGCAGCAGCAGCAGCAGCAGCAGCAGCAGCAGCAGCAGCAGCAGCAGCAGCAGCAGCAAUAGCGGCAGCGGCAGCGAGAGCAGUGCAUCUGUGUGUGCCGCUGAUACAGGGAGGAGGGAUUGAUUCCUCUAAGUGUCAAGGUGCUGGGACUGACAGUGUUGACCCACAGGAUGCGGGCAGCAACAGCGGCUCGCCAUUGGACCCUGGGAAUGGGGCUGCUGACCCGGGCAGCCAAGAAACAGGCAGCAAGAAAAAAGGCAAAGGGAAGGGGAAAGGCGGCGCGUUUCGAAUUUCCAGGCUGCUAACGAAGCUUGACCAGAUCCCAGUCCGAGCGAGCUCGAACUCCCCCAAGCCUACCAUGGCCGCCACUGCGACUACGAGCAAGGCGCUCAUCAGCGAAUCCGCUGCAUGGAGCGGCCUCAAGAAAAUGCCCGUGACUCGUGUCACUGCCUCGCGAAAACUUGUCGCUCGUUCUCCUGCCUUUUCAACAGUUUCCGUUCGUGCUGCUGCAGCUGCUCCCACGCAUUUCCUCCAUAUUGACGACUUUGAUAGGGAUACUAUCCUCCACAUCCUCAACCGCGCCAAGGAAGUGAAGGCGAUUAUUAAGUCUGGCGAUCGCUCCUACCAGCCCCUUAAGGGUCACACCAUGUCGAUGAUAUUCACCAAGCCCUCCAUGCGCACGCGAGUGAGCUUCGAGUCGGGCUUCUUCCUGCUGGGCGGCCAUGCGCUCUACCUCGGCCCCGACACCAUCCAGCUGGGGAAGCGCGAGGAGACGAGGGACAUCAGCCGCGUGAUCAGUGGAUACAACGAUAUUAUUAUGGCCCGGCUGUUCGCCCACCAGGACAUUCUCGACCUGGCCAAGUACUCGAGUAUCCCCGUGGUGAAUGGGCUGACGGAUUACAACCACCCGUGCCAGAUCAUGGCGGAUGCCCUCACCAUCAUCGAGCAUCUGGGACAGAUCGAAGGCAUGAAGGUGGCCUAUGUGGGUGAUGGCAACAACAUCGUCCACUCCUGGCUGCGCCUGGCAGCAGUCAUCCCCAUGCACUUCGUGUGUGUCUGCCCCAAGGGCUUCGAGCCCGAUGCGGAGACAGUAGAACGCGCCAGAGCAGCCGGGGUCAGCACCAUAGAGAUCACGAAUGACCCGGUGGAGGGGGUGAAGGGGAGCAACGUGGUGUACACGGACGUGUGGGCGAGCAUGGGGUACAAGGAGGAGGCUGAGACACGAAAGAAGACCUUCCAGGGAUUUCAGGUGGAUGAAGCGAUGAUGGCACGGGCCGGCAAGGAUUGUCUGUUUAUGCACUGCUUGCCAGCGGAGAGGGGGGUGGAGGUGUCAGAUGGGCUCUCUCCCCACCGAAUCUCCUCUCCCGGUCUCUCGGCGGGCGGCGCGAUGGUGCUCGGGCAGCUACAGGCAAAGUACCAGGAGAUCGAGGGGCGCGCCAAGGCGUGGGUCGCGCGCCAGCCGCCGCCCGUGGAGGUGGCGAUCGUGGCGGCGGCGAGCGCGCUGCAGGGCGGCGCGAUCGGCGCGAUGAUGGGCAACCUGACGUCGGAGGCGGCCGGCAGCAUGCCGUCGCCCGCCACCAUGCCGGGAAUGACGCCGGAGGCCGCGGCGUCGAUGAAGCAAAUGCAGGCGCUCACAGGGGGGCCUUGGACGCAGGCGCGAAACUUCGCGGUGAUGACGGGCGUGAACGCGGGCAUCACGGCCGCCAUGAAGCGCGCGCGAGGGGGAGUUGAAGACCUGCAGACGAGUGCGGUGGCAGCGUUUGGGUCAGGGAUAGCGUUUUCAGUGGUGAGCGGGGUGGGCGGGCCGGCGGGCAACGCGGUGCUGAACGCACUCACCACGGGCGUUGGAUUUGCCAUUUUCCAAGGCGCCUUUUUCCAGCUGGGCAAGGCAUUCUCAGGCGAAGGCGACGCAACGCCGUCAGAAUACAUGGAGUCGAAGGCCAUGCUGCAGGAGCUGGGGCUGGGCAAGUAUGAGAAGAACUUCAAAAAGGGGCUCCUCACUGACCGCACACUGCCACUGCUGAACGACAGUGCACUGCAGGAGGUCAAGAUCCCUCCCGGCCCUCGCCUGAUCAUCCUCAACCACAUUCAAAGAUCGCGAAGGUGCUACGGGCAAGCUCCCUCCAGUGCCAAGCCCAGCCUCAGCAGCAGUGGGCCAAUCGGCAUUGGCCACCUGGGUGGUCACCUGGACAGCAGCAGUAGCAGCAGCAGCAGCAGCGGUGAAAGCGGAGCAAUGGUGGCCUCAUUCUAG